Molecule: messenger RNA, 296 nt
Organism: Strongylus vulgaris
Lineage: Eukaryota; Metazoa; Nematoda; Chromadorea; Rhabditida; Strongylidae
Source: the annotation of a GenBank genome assembly
AUGUUUCGAGUGGUUUCUGACAUGGUCUCAUUUGACCCCGCAAUGCUAAGAGCUGUUGCCUUUACCACUUUUUUGCUAGCAGUGACAGCUGUGGUCCGCUGGGAAGAGCGUACCUUAAAAUGUGAUGCCGAUGACUGUGAACUCGCAAUUCGCAACAAUACCUUCAAACCAGCGGACUGUACGUUAGAUGCUGAUUCGCGACAUACUUGUAAUAUCGAAUGUGAAGGUGCAGAUCGGGACUCGGUCAUUUCGAAAAGUCCAACAACUAGUCGGCGAUGCAUAAGGUACGUAUAGUG